Molecule: messenger RNA, 2052 nt
Organism: Prunus armeniaca (apricot)
Lineage: Eukaryota; Viridiplantae; Streptophyta; Magnoliopsida; Rosales; Rosaceae
Source: the annotation of a GenBank genome assembly
AUGUGUCUUACACUUGUCUUUGCUAUUCAAAAGUUAAGGCACUACAUGCAAGCGUUCAUGGUUCAUCUAAUUGCACGAGCUGACCCGAUGAGGUACGUUAUGUCAAAACCAGUCUUGACGGGGCGUUUGGCCAAGUGGGCGUUACUUCUCAAUCAAUAUGAAAUCAUCUACACUCCAGCAAAGGCAGUAAAGGGGCAAGCUGUUGCAGAUUUCCUAGCCGAUCAUCCAAUUCUAGCAGACUGGGAAAUUUCAGAUGACAUACCCGACGAACAAGUCUUCUUCGCUGACAUUUCUCCUGCUUGGAUGAUGUUUUUUGACGGAUCGGCUCGUAAAGAUGGGGUGGGGGCUGGCGUAGUCUUCCUGUCACCCGAGAGACACGUAUUGCCCUACUCAUUCUCUUUAAGUGAACUUUGCUCGAACAACGUUGUAGAAUACCAGGCUUUGAUCAUGGGCUUACAAAUGGCCGUAGAGAUGAAGAUAUUGAGCUUAGAAGUAUAUGGUGACUCCAUGUUAGUGAUCAACCAAUUGUUGACCCACUACGAAGUUAGGAAGGAUGAUCUAAUUCCAUAUCACCAAAUGGCCACGCAAUUACUGGAAAGGUUUGACUUUGUGACGCUGGAGCAUGUGCCAAGAAAGGACAACCAAAUGGCAGAUGCCUUAGCCAAUCUUGCCGCUACAUUGGCGUUGACAAAAGAUGAAGCGAUGAAUCUUCUAGUUUGCCAACGUUGGGUCGUUCCAUUAACACUUGGGGCAUCGCAAAAAGGAGCCAACGUUAUCUCGGUAUUGUCCAUUGACAUUGACGAUUGGAGGCAACCUUUAAUUGAUUAUCUUGAGCAUGGGAAACUGCCAGAUGAUUCGAGACAUCGAUCAGAGGUACGGCGUCGGGCACCUCGAUUCAUUUAUUAUAAAGAGAUUCUAUACCGUCGUUCAUUCGAAGGCCUGUUUCUAAGAUGCUUGGGGGAAGAAGAUGCAUCCAAAGCAAUGGAGGAGGCUCACUCAGGUAUUUGCGGAGCUCAUCAAUCAGGGCCAAAGCUACAUUUCCAAAUAAAGAGGAUGGGCUACUAUUGGCCGACUAUGGUCAAGGAUUGCAUGGAUUAUGUGAAGAAAUGCCAAGCAUGUCAAUUCCAUGCCAACUUUAUACAUCAGCCGCCGGAGCCGCUACAUCCUACAAUUGCUUCAUGGCCAUUUGAUGCGUGGGGCCUUGAUGUGGUGGGACCAAUAGCACCCAAAUCUUCUGAUGGUCAUUCUUACAUCCUUGCAGCCACAUACUACUUUUCAAAAUGGGCAAAAGCUGUACCUUUAAAGGAAGUGAAGAAAGAAAACGUAGUGAACUUUAUCAAAGUGAAUAUCAUUCAUUGGUAUGGUGUGCCGCGCUACAUCAUCACAGAUAAUGGAAAGCCAUUCUCGAACCGGUUGAUGGAUAAAUUGUGUGAAGACUUCGGUUUCAAACAACGCAACUCUUCAAUGUACAAUGCCCCAGGCAACGGUCUUGCGGAGGCGUUCAACAAAACUCUUUGCAACCUGUUGAAGAAAGUUGUUGGAAGAACCAAGAAAGAUUGGCAUGAAAGGAUAAAUGAAGCAUUGUGGGCUUAUCGGAUGACAUACCGGACGCCUACUCAGGCUACACCAUACUCACUUGUGUAUGGCGUGGAAGCAGGCUUGCCUCUAGAAAGUCAAAUUCCAUCAUUGAGGAUGGCCGUACAAGAGGGAUUGACUGAUGAAGAGAAUGCAAAGCUACGUCUCCAAGAGUUAGAAGCACUAGAUGAAAAGAGACUCGAAGCGCAACAAUGCUUAGAGUGUUAUCAAGCUCUGCUUUCGAAUGCUUUUAACAAGAAGGUUCGCCCUAGGUCUUUUCAAGUAGGAGAUCUUGUCCUCGCAUUACGUAGACCUAUCAUCACAACACACAAAACCGAAAGCAAGUUUACUUCGAAAUGGGAUGGGCCCUACGUAGUUCAAGAAGUGUACACAAGUGGAGCUUACAAGAUCGUAGCCGAGGACGGUUUAAGAGUCGGUCCUAUCAACGGAAAGUUCUUGAAACGAUACUACGCAUGA